UGGUAACCAAGUAACUGCCCUCAAAGCUUCAAAAUAGAUGGUGUCUAACUUGAUGCCUAGCGUGGAAAUUGUAAGUUUGAGAAAACAAAGUUUGAACUAAAUGGAAAAAGAUACACAACACGAUCGAAACAUGUUAGGGAUUGAAGGAAGUGAAGGCCAUCAUUUGGGAGCCUUAACAGAUGAGCAACAAACAAAUCUCAACAAGUUUAAGAUAAGGACAAGAAUUGAAAAUGAGAAGUAUCUUAGAGAUCAUCCAGAAGUUUCUUGCCUUAUCACUGGCUUUCUAGGAAGUAUUCUUCAGCAAAGACCUGGAAGCGUGAGGGAGUUUGCAGCUAGUUAUUUCUCAAAUCCCGAACUAAAAGAAAAUGUAGCCUUACAAGUACUUGAAGUAAAGAAGAAACUGAUGAGAUUAACUUAAAAACCGACUGAGUGGCUGGCUUUAACCCUAAAGUACAAUAGCAAUACCACUCUUUUCACUGCUAUACGCUGAUCAAGACAACAGUCGCAACAGGGAAAUAGGGUAUUACGCUGCCGCCAAUCAGAGAAUAUAAAGGUACCUACCAAUUUAUAUUGAUUGAUUGAUGGAAGCGUUAUGCUCAUUUCCCAGUCGCGAUUGUCUCGAUCAGCGCGUAGCAAUGAAAAGAGUGGUGAUGCACAUUUAUUUUGUGCUAAAUCUUGUUCUCUUUGAAAUCAAAAAUGAAGGCAGCCUUUCAGUUUCAGAAUUACGUUUUAUGUAACAAAGUUUCUAUGAAAAAAGCUAAAUGCGACUAAAAGUUAAAAAAUAUAAAAUAGUGUUUCCGUUUUU
Messenger RNA from Actinia tenebrosa (Australian red waratah sea anemone), 805 nucleotides. RefSeq names its product RIIa domain-containing protein 1. Lineage: Eukaryota; Metazoa; Cnidaria; Anthozoa; Actiniaria; Actiniidae. The record is from RefSeq and is a predicted model, not a curated record.